AUGAAGGAUAGAGUGGGCUUGCUCAACUUGACUCUAUGGUCUCUACUCUUAUUGAUUGCUUAUCACACCAUCUCUGACUAUGGAGCUGAGACUAACGCUGUUGUCAGUUUUUGUCUCAUUUGUGCUUUGUGUUCUCUUCUUCCACUUUUCGCCCCGAAAUUUAAGGAAAGCGUCAAUGAAAGGAUCUCACUGUUGCCAAUUCCUCACCAGUUCUCCGAUGUUCAUCACUUGGAGCCUCUUGUGAUCCAACACAUCGGUGUCUACACCAUUUCGCCACCCACAUCCCCUCUCGUUCCUCAUUCAGAAUUACCCUCUGAGUCCCACACUCAGGAGAUCGUUAAGCUAUCUUCUUUUCUCAGUACCAGUUCCAAACCCCCCUCGACUCGACCUAUCAUCUCCUCUAUCGACACUCGCGCCUCCGUUCAUACCAUUCUGUCUCACUCAAAGAGUAGUAGUCGUUUGCGUCUCCCAAAGUUCACUUCUAUUUCAGCCGGAACUGGCAGUCAGUUAACAGCUUCAACGGCGACCAAUACCACGGAGGAGCCACAGAGGGAGAAAUCGGCGAGUAGUCCUGCUGCUAUCACAGCAGGUGAAGAGGGAUUCAUUAAAAAGGACACUCCUCUACGCACACUCUGUUCGCAGUUCUUGUCUUCUAUGUAUGGAAAUCACCAGUCAGCAGAGUUUUGGAGACGAUGUGUAAGUUGUGUUAUGGAUUUUAGUGACUAUUUUUGA
Messenger RNA from Rodentolepis nana, 732 nucleotides. Lineage: Eukaryota; Metazoa; Platyhelminthes; Cestoda; Cyclophyllidea; Hymenolepididae. The record is from the annotation of a GenBank genome assembly.